AUGAGCGGUGUCGAAGUUUUACUACCUUUGGAGAUUAUUGAUAAGACAAUUAACCAGAAUGUCUGGAUCAUAUUACAGUCAAAUAGAGAAUUUACUGGAACUUUGAUAGGGUUCGAUGAUUUCGUCAAUGUUAUUAUUGAGGAUGCAGUUGAAUACAUUACUAGGAAUAACGAUGACGACGAUAUAGUGAUGAAACACCAUGGAAGAAUGCUGUUGAGUGGUAACAAUAUCGCAAUGCUGGUUCCAGGUGGUAAAAGAUAG
Molecule: messenger RNA, 261 nt
Organism: Tetrapisispora phaffii CBS 4417
Lineage: Eukaryota; Fungi; Ascomycota; Saccharomycetes; Saccharomycetales; Saccharomycetaceae
Gene: LSM5
Product: RNA-binding protein LSM5
Exons: 1
Coding region: 1-261 (86 amino acids)
Biological process (GO): mRNA splicing, via spliceosome
Cellular component (GO): U6 snRNP; Lsm1-7-Pat1 complex; U4/U6 x U5 tri-snRNP complex
Molecular function (GO): RNA binding
Source: RefSeq, a predicted model, not a curated record